Carassius auratus (goldfish) is the source of this 5484-nucleotide messenger RNA. RefSeq names its product IgGFc-binding protein-like. Bases 1 to 5484 code for a protein of 1827 amino acids. The record is from RefSeq and is a predicted model, not a curated record. Gene Ontology annotation, molecular function: protein binding. Lineage: Eukaryota; Metazoa; Chordata; Actinopteri; Cypriniformes; Cyprinidae. The transcript has 16 exons.
AUGGGUGUUCAGUGUCCCGUCCACAGCCACUAUGAGCUCUGUGGCUCUGGCUGUGAAGUCACCUGUCAUAGUUUGGCUCCUCCCACUGGCUGCCGUAGCCCCUGUAUGGAGGGCUGUGUGUGUGACGACGGCUACAUCAGGAGUGGGGACCGCUGCGUCCCCUUCUCUCAGUGUGGGUGUCUCUAUGGCAACCGCUACUACUUCCUUUACCAACAGUUCUAUCCUGGCAAUAACUGUGAGGAGGUGUGCAUGUGUUUACCAGAUGGCCAGGUGGUCUGUAAAAAGUCAUCUUGCGGCCCCUAUGAGAGGUGUGAGUUGGUGGACGGCGUUCACAGAUGCAAGCCAAUCAGACAGGCCAUUUGCGAAGCUUCGGGGGACCCACACUAUGUGUCCUUUGAUGGGCUGCGCUUUGAUUUCCAGGGAACCUGUACCUACAUUCUCUCCCAAUCCUGUGGCCUGGAACAGACCAACCUGACCCAUUUCUCCAUCCAGGUGAAAAAUGAGAGAUGGUGGCCCAAUAGAUAUCAUAAAGUGUCUGUUACCCAGCAAGUGGCCUUAACGGUCUACGGCAGCACCAUCAUCUUAAGACAAAAUGAGCCCCAGAUCUUGGUCAAUGGGGUUUUGACUAACCUCCCUUAUAGUUCAAGCAGUUUAAAUGGCCCCUUGGUCCAGGCCUAUAAGGAAGGUAUUUACUACAUCAUCAAGACUGGCUUUGGUCUCUAUGUGACCUAUGACCUGUCUUACCACGUCACUGUUACCAUUCCUGACAACUACAGCAACAAGACCUGCGGACUCUGCGGCAACUUUGACGGCAUCCCUUCGAAUGACUUCCGUCUCCCAGAUGGCAAUAUUACACAGGACGUAAAUGUAUUCGGGAGAGCCUGGAAAGUCGAUGUCCCUGGAGUCGUGUGUGAGGACGGCUGUGAAGGCGACACAUGUGUGGACUGUGAUCCUCGAUUGAAAGCCAUCUUUGAGAAGCCUCCCUACUGUGGAGUUCUGGUUGAUCCCAACGGGCCGUUUGCUGCCUGUCACGCUGUGCUGAACCCCUCAGUUUAUCUCAACGACUGUGUCUUUGACACCUGCGCAUCCGACGGCAGCAUCAGGGUGGUUUGCGAUACUCACAGUCACUACGAACCGUGCACGGACGUCUGCUCUUCUGCUUGCCCUGGACUGACUACAAUAAUCCAGUGUCCUAAAACCUGCACAGAGGGUUGCGCUUGUGACGACGGCUAUAUGUUUGAUGGCCAGCAAUGCACUGAACUUCAGCAAUGUGGCUGCUAUCAGCAGGGACGCAAGUAUACGGCUGGGGAGGUGGUUUACCUGGACCAGUGUCAGCAGAAGUGUCAAUGUGAUCCAGUGAAUGGACUUACAUAUCCAUGUCAAGACCUCCACUGUCGAGAGAAAGAGACAUGCGGCUUUGAACACGGCAACGCUGUGUGUGUGCCCCAGUACAACAGCACAUGCUGGGCCUGGGGUGAUCCGCACUACCACACCUUUGACGGCCAUGAGUAUAACUUCCAAGGCACCUGUAAAUACGUCUUGUCUAAGACCUGUGGGAAUCUGAGUGGACUGGUGCCCUUCUCUGUAACCCAGAGCAAUGAAAACCGUGGAAAUCUUGAUGUGUCUUAUGUGCGAGAAGUGGAAGUUACUGUAUAUGGCAGCACUUUUACAAUGGUGAACCACCAUACAGGACAGAUCAUGGUGGAUGGUUUGUGGUUUUAUCUUCCUCUUGAUCAUCUUGACGGCCAAGUGAGGGUGAGACAGAGUGGCAAUGCUGCUCUUUUGGAAACUAACUUUGGUCUGCGUGUCUCUUUCACUUGGGGCUGGCGGGUUGAUCUGCAUCUUCCCAGUAGUUACUAUGGAGUUGUGUGUGGCCUGUGUGGAAAUUUCAACGGUAAUGGUGGCGAUGAGUGGAGAGACCCUGCUGGAGUUCUUCUGCCAAGUCUGUAUCAGUGGGCAAAGAGCUGGACAGCAGAAGACAGUGUCACAUCUGCAUGUCACGAUGGCUGUGAGACCAACUGCCCUGUUUGCUCUAGUGACUUACUUUCCCUUUAUGAAACGGACACUUUCUGUGGUGUCCUGACGUCUACAGGCCAGGGUGUCUUUAGUGCAUGUCAUGCUAAAGUGAACCCACAGGCGUUCCAGCAAAGCUGUGUGUAUGAUCUGUGCUUCAAUAAUGGAGACCGAAGACUUCUCUGUCAGGCUCUGGAGACUUAUGUCGAUCUGUGUCGUCGAGAGGGUGUGAUUAUUACAGAUUGGAGACGGAUAUUAAAUUGCUCUAUGAGCUGCCCGCCUAACAGUCAUUAUGAGCCCUGUGCGUCUCCAUGUCCAGCAACCUGUCCAUACCCAAAUCAACAGCCAAAUUGCACUGGUACCUGUGUGGAAGCCUGUGUGUGUGACAGUGGAUUUGUCCUCAGCGCUGGCACUUGUGUGCCCACCAGUCAAUGUGGCUGCUUUUAUGAAGGCGCCUACUACCAACAAGGCCAAACCUUCUGGGCUGAUGAGCGGUGUCAUCUGCUUUGCAAAUGUGACCGUAACUUAAGUGCAGUAGUGUGUCGUGAAUCUUCCUGUGCUGUCGGUGAGAGCUGCUCGAUUGUUAAUGGAAGUCGCAGUUGUCGGCCAGUGAGUCGCUCUGCCAUAUGCACAGGCUCAGGAGACCCACAUUACCGCACAUUCGACGGAUUCCGUUUUGACUUCCAGGGCACGUGUGUGUAUCAGUUGGCAGCCCUGUGCCUUUAUAAUGCGAGUCUUGUACCUUUUAAUGUGACCGUUAAGAAUGAUCAUCGUGGGAGCGGCGCGGUGAGCUUCACUAACACUGUCAAUGUGACUGUGAACGGAUUCACCGUCACACUGACCAGAGAACAUCCGUAUCAGUUACUGUUUGAUGGCCAGCUAGCAGAACUUCCCUUUUGGAUUCAAAAUGUGUUUGUAGUUGUCCGCAGCGGUAACAUUGCUGUUGUGAAGACAAACUUUGGUCUCCAGGUGACCUUUGACUGGUCCAAUGUGGUGAGCAUCGCUUUGCCUUACAAUUACACCAGUGCAGUCUGUGGACUUUGUGGAAACUUCAACGGUGUUGUUCAGGAUGACCUUGCGAUGCACAAUGGUAUGAUGGCACCCAAUGCCAGUAGUCUGGGACAGAGCUGGCAGGUUGCUGCAACACCUGGCUGUUCCUCAGCUGGUUGCCUUGGUGCUGGAUGCUCAACCUGCACUGCGACCCAGAGGGAGAACGCCCAGCGCUACUGUGAGAUCAUCACAAACUGGACAGGGCCUUUCAGAGAAUGUCAUGCGCAGAUUGAUCCCAGAUCUUACCUAGAGGAUUGCAUAUUCGACACCUGCCACUUCCAAGGACAUCAGGUUGUUUUGUGUGACGCAGUGGCAGCCUACGCAUCUGCUUGUCAGAGUCAAAAUCUCACGGUUCACCUGUGGAGAAAUGCCACAUUCUGCCCUCUGUCCUGCCCACCAAACAGCCACUACAACCCCUGUGCUCCAGGCUGUACUGAGACCUGUGUUAAUCUCUCUGUGCACAACUGUAGCAGACCCUGUGCUGAGGCCUGCCAGUGUGAUCGGGGUUACAUCUUGAGCGGCCAAACCUGUGUGCCACAAGCAGAAUGUGGCUGCUUCUAUCGGGGACGCUAUUAUAACAAAAACCAGAUGUUUUAUUCCCAUGAGCAAUGCUUAGAGCGCUGCGUGUGUGGGGCAAAUGGAACUGUUUCCUGCCUGAAAUCAAGCUGUGGUCCAGGAGAAGCGUGCAGGGUGGUGAAUGGAGUAUUGGGAUGCCACCCUGUCAGUUAUGCAAGAUGUGUGGCUUCCGGUGACCCUCACUACAUUUCCUUUGAUGGCAGGAGGUUUGAUUUUCAAGGAGCAUGUGUGUAUACACUCGCUAAGGUAUGUGAUCGGGCUGAAGGACAGCUGAUGAAUUUUUCUGUGGACACACAGAAUGAGCAGAUGGCAAACACAAAGGUUUCUGUCAUCAAGAACUUGACUGUGACUGUUUACAACCUGACAAUCAGCAUCAGACGAGGCGAACGCUGGAGAGUCAUCGUGAACAAUGGAUUUGUCACCCUCCCUUCAUCUUUUGGCUAUCAAGUCACCAUUAACCAGGUUGGUCAAAGUGUCCAAGUGCAAACAGAUUUUGGCUUGAGAGUUCUGUAUGAUGCCAGUUACCACGCAGAAGUCUAUGUACCCUCAAACUAUCAAGGUCGCAUGUGUGGACUUUGUGGAAACUACAAUGGCAAUCCAGCAGAUGACUUCUUGUUGCCCAAUGGCACACAAAGCACCAGUGUCGAUGCAUUCGGACAGACAUGGGCAUUGCCAGCAACUGAUGUUCAGUGCGGAGGUGUAAGUUCCCCACAGCAGUGUGAUCAGACCAAAGCUGAGAGAUACCGCAGAGAUGAUGCCUGUGGCCUUAUGGCAGCUGUCACUGGUCCCUUCAGUGCCUGUCACGAUCAGCUGAAUCCUGAGCAACAUGUGAUUAACUGUGUAUUUGACAUGUGUGUUACGGAUGGAGACAGAGCGAUACUGUGUGAAAAUCUUCAAGCUUAUACCAUUAUUUGCCAACAAGCCGGGAUACAAAUCAUGCCAUGGAGAAAUAGUUCAUUCUGUCCGGUGGACUGUCCAGCUAACAGUCACUAUGCACAGUGCUCUAAUAACUGUGUGAACACCUGUGCCAGCCUUAGUGGCUCCGUUAACAACUGCCCAGAUGUUUGCAUGGAAGGCUGUCAGUGUGAUGAAGGUUGGCUCUCAGAUGGUGAUGCGUGUGUGCCUGUGGGAGACUGUGGAUGUGUCCAUAAUGGCAAAUACCUAAAGGUUGGCGAAGUCUUAGUGACUGACACCUGCGACAUGAAGUGUGUGUGUCAUUCUGCUGGGCUGCUGGAGUGUGUAAGACAAACCUGUGCCAGAGGAGGGAUCUGUGAAGUUCGGGGUGGCCAUCGAGAUUGUUACACUGAUCGAGGCCGCUGUGUAUUUGAUGCCAAUGACCAGUUGCAGUCCUUUGAUGGUGUGACGGGGAAAGUGGAGCGGCUGGGAGCCUUUCAAAUGGCUUUCUUAUGUGAUCAAGAGUCUCCUGACUGGUUCCGUGUGGUGUUGGAUCUACAUGCAUGUGCUAGGAAUGAUUCCAGUAAAGUGACAAUGGUCCACGUCUUCUUCCAGAGCAUGAUCAUUACAGUCAACAAUCAGUGGCACAGCUGGGUGAAUGGAAAGAAGAUCUCGUAUCCCUUUAUGUCUAAAGAGGGGGUGUCAGUCUCGUCCACAAAUGAGGCUGUGAUCAUUGAGAAGGUGUCUACCAUGAGACUGACUUUCUCUGGCACUGGAGAGGUCGUGUUAUCCAUUAGCACAGUUUUGACAAACCAGGUUUGUGGGGCCUGUGGUAACUUUAAUGGAGUCACAGCAGAUGAUAUGAUGACUUCUGAUGGGAGAAACUCCACUAUGAUGUCUCUAGUUGCAUCAUCCUGGAAUGCUGAAGACUUCUUUACAUGUGAGGUGUAA